Messenger RNA from Egretta garzetta (little egret), 1643 nucleotides. Its product is annotated as inositol 1,4,5-triphosphate receptor associated 2-like. NCBI's taxonomy places the organism in Eukaryota, Metazoa, Chordata, Aves, Pelecaniformes, Ardeidae. Gene Ontology annotation, cellular component: endoplasmic reticulum membrane. The transcript is spliced from 11 exons. The record is from RefSeq and is a predicted model, not a curated record. Bases 873 to 1643 code for a protein of 256 amino acids.
GUCCAUGCCACUCCUGGUUGGAAAGGGCUGAAAUUCAGCUGCUUUCCUGAAAUUGUUCCGUAUCCAUCUCAAGGGGCUGCCCCUUUCCAAACAGGAGCUGCAGGCACAUCCAGGCAGUUGCUGGGUCCCCUCCUGCAGCGAUGCUGGGAGCUGAUAAAGCCACCCCACUUCUCCCUGGAGGUAACCGCGUUUCAGUGACAGCCUGUUCAUCCCAUGCAUGCAAUCCCCAAUGUGCUGAUGCCAUUCUGCCUGGAAAUCCGGUGGCUGCGACACCCAGAUGUGAGGCUGAACUGCUCAGGGGAAAGCUCAGCAAUCUUUUUUUCAGCCUGGAAUUUAAAACGAAACCAAAAGAAGCAAACCCCCUCUUUCUCUUUUUGUUUUUUUUCCCCCAAACAAUCUUUUAAUAAUAAUAAGAGAAUUGUGUUCUCCCCUGGAUAUUCUGGUGGCUGCCAGGUCUAUGUCAGCUGGGGAGAUCAGGGCCACAUGAAGAUGAAUUUACUGGAGGGCUGGGGUGUUGCGUUAUGGUCGGGCCCCCCACACAGACCUAUUAAAUCACGUUUGUUGCAUCAGCAGUAGCAGCCAGCAUCGGUCUGAGCAGCUUUCCUCCGAGAAGUGGAUAAUCCCGAUGACCACGGUCUCUGCGAUCUGAGCUGCAAGUUCAGCUCAGCUUCAGGAGAAGCCCUGGGAAGAUGCCGUCGGGGUAGGCUGCCCCAUCGCCGGUGGGACCUUGCUGGAAGGAGACACCAGGGGCAAAGCCAGAGCCCGCAAGCAGCUUGCUGCCACUCAUCUCUCUGGGCUGGAGAUGUCCCAGCAGGGUCUUGUUCAUCGCCGCUGAACAGGUGUGCUGGUCCUGGAGCCUCCGCGCUUUGCAAAUGAAGCCGCUCGCAGGGCCCUCGCUGGGCGAGGGGGAAGAGGAGGCGCAGGGACUCGCCCAGGGGCGCCGGCGGCGGCAGCGGCAGAGGACGAGCUGCCAACCCAGCCCCUCGCCUCGGAGGGAGCAGCAGGCAGAGCUGGUCGGACUCCCCACGUCUCCAGAUGAAGGGAGGAUGAGCCAGGGGCACCCAGAUGGGGUUUUGGCCAGGAGCGAGCAGAGUGUGGAGCAUGUCGGUGAGGUGCCAGGCACGGACAGGCAGGAGCUGGCUGUGCGCACCAGGGACAGUGACGGGACUGAGGAAGAUGCAGAAACCCCGGAGGAGUCGCUGCUGAGUUUCCCCAGCGAGCUCUCGGUGCUGGAAAGACUAGGCUUGCACAGGGUGGCUUUGACGGAGCAGGAUGUGGAGGCAGCCUUUGCCCACCUCGCCCUGGCUUUUCGCUGCGACGUGUUCACCCUGCGGCAACGGGUGCAGGUGGAGAAACGGGCACGGGACGCAGCAGAGGAAAACAUCCAGGAGGAGCUGGGGCAAUGCCGGGCUGCCCUGGAGGAAGCCCGGAUGAGCCGAGCGGUGGAGGUGAUGGUCCAACACGUGGAGAACCUGAAGCGGCACCACAUGCGGGAGCAUGCGGAGCUGGAGGAGAUGAAGCGCCUGAUCCAGCAAAACUCCCGCAACCGGCAGCUGGCGGAGACCCAGGACGAUGCAGAGCCACGGCUGAGGCCUCACCCCCUGAUGCGAACUUUCCAGCAGCUCUCCGGCUUCCCCCCUUAG